GCGAUAUAUUCAUGAUGUCGACGACGAUCCUGAAAGCUGGCCAGUGGCCGCGAUCGUUCGCUACGUACGCCCGUGUCGCGACUCGUGUCGUUCCAAAGUGUUUUAGAUCGCGAGUUUCGAAGUUUGAUUGGUGACGUUGGAUAUGGAUUGGUUUUGUGACGAUAGUGAAUCUUUCGAUAAAAUUAUAUAUAUGUGAUGUUUUCAUAAUUGCGAGUUUUGAAUUUUAAUUGGUGAGCAUAGUGAACCCUUGAAGAGGAAAUUCGAUGCAAUUAGACGUGUGCUUUUUGAAAUCGGUUAAGGGUUAUGAAAGUAUUACGUUAAUGAGUGUUUCGAAUUUUGAUCAAUGACUGGUUGAUGAUAGGUUGAUUUUGUGACGAUAGCAGGCUUUUAUAUGUUGCCUUUUAUAACCACCUUUAUAACGUAAUGGUACUUGGACGUAUUUACGUAGAGAUUACUGGAGGUUGCAAGUUUGAUUAGUAAUUAGGUGACGCGUGCGAUAAUCGGUAUCGUGACGUAUGUAAUUAAGUUCGAUCGAUGACGUCGACUCAGGCAAUUACUAGUGCUGUUAUGUAAUUAGGUCCUGUUGACACUUGAUGUGACAACCUGAACAUGAAGAAAAACCACCCUACAUAGUAAUCUGUUGCCUCUAACGAGAUUUUGAAGCACUUACGAAUCGACGAUGAUGAAAGAUUGAACAUCAACGGUGAGAUUUUUUCUUGCAUCCUCGCUGACUGUGAAAGUGGAACGAAGUGCGUUUCGAGUGUCUUUUGUUAUCAGAAGAGCACGAGCAGGUGGAGUUGCUUUGUGUGCCGGCUAGUACAGACGAUAUAGAACCCAAUAUCAAGAGAGGCCAUUCGACAACUCAACUCACUCCGACAACGACCAUUCUACGACCAUGAAGCCCGAUUCAGGACCACCGAGACAUCCCUUCAGAAUCAAACAAUCUAGCCCAUAACUCGGUUAAUCAAUCACAAGAUACUGUCUUAAUCUCAUUAUCCAGUAGAGUCAACCUCCCAUACAAUAGAGGAAUGAUCCGCAAUCAAAAUGGUGAUAGCGAGCGGAUCCCCAGGCAGUACUGCGUCAAACAAGCUUAGGAGAUCCCGCAGAUUGUCUUCGACUAGGGGACUGAAGGUUCGACUAAACGCAAACACAGCCAACCAACCGAUUCCCCAGCAAGAUCUGAAUCAGAAGCUCGGUCUGUGCCCGAUAGUUAGUCGAAACGUGGUCGAUACAAAAGGUAAGGCGUCGAUCAAUUGGGAAUUGAACGAGAGAAUCAGCCUGAGCAGUGGAUCCAGUCCAGGGCUGGAGGUUCGGCCGGACGCGAAGAAAGGAAUAGAAUUGAGUGGAAAUCGGAAGAAGCCGGAGACCAACGGCAGACAGGUGAUGGUCGAUAAGCAAGAGCGUCGAGAGAAUGGGAAAAUCGGCAAGACGAGUCUACAGUUCAUGAACGUAUCGGGAUUUCAGCCAGAGGUGGAGAAGAGACGGAAGGACUCGUGGUCGAUCGAUGUGGACGUGAUCGAGCGUCCAGGGAAGGAAGAGGAAGAAGAGAACGUGAUCAAAAGCGAUUCGAAGUAUGAAAUAGGAAUCCCCAGCGAGGGGACCGCUGGGUCCAGGAAAUCGACGAAGCAGAGGCGACAGCUGUCUACUGGGACCAAGUCGCAGAAGUGCGGGAAAAACGACGAGGACGAGGGCGUAAAUGGGAAGUGGGGCAGGAAAAAGGUUGACAAAACUAACGACUCGAUCUCUAAGAGGCUGGAGCUGAUUCACGAGCUGAACCAGAAGAUCCUAGCGAACUACGAGCGGUUUCAGCAAAAGUCUAGAUUCAAGAAUCAUUUGAAAGAGGCGAAGGAUACUCUGUCUAAAAGUACCUCGAAAGAACAGAGCGGUAGAAGUCGAUCGUCCUUGAAGGAAGAAAAGGAGCCGCGAAAAGAGGAGUACGUAUACGCGGAAGCCAGACGAAAGGGAAGAACAAAAACAGAAUGCGUAAUUCAGAGAUCGUGUCAAGAUCUGUUGACGCAGCGCAAGCUGGACAUUGACAAGUUCACCUUCUCCAAGGAUCACUGCGAGAAAUUGACUGUCUCGAAGGAUCAUAGACUCGACGCGUUGGACAAGAAACGAUCGAUGAAAACGCUGUCGAAAUCGAGAAUCCUUCGCGAUAAUGAGAACUUCAUCAUGGCUCCAAAACCGGGUUUCUGCGAGAUCAACGACGAUAAGGAUAGGCGAACGGCUACGAGGACCGAAUACGGCAGUAGAUCAAGACGAAACGAGGAAAGGAAGAGUGUUUUUUACCCGAUCGAAGACGACGAUGGUCAGGAAGACUCGAAAAAGCACGUAGACGGCACGAUCAACGAUGACACCGAUUGUCUAGGGAACUCCAGAUUGUAUCCAGAAACCUACAGCGAUCGUUCUAACGAAACGAGAAUCGAGUUGGCAAACGGGGACGAUCGAGGUGGGACGAGCACGUCGAAAGAAGCGAUAGAUCGGGACGAAACAGAGACCGAACGUGCGACUGGAAUCGAUCAGACUGAUGAUAGGUCUCGAGAGGAGAAACGUAGCCAGGCUAUCGAUCAGACGGCUCACAAGAUUCUGGAAAAUCUCGACAAGACUAUCGAUAAAUUUGAUCGUGAAAAAAUAGAAGGAGGAAUGACUAUAGUCGAGAACUCGAAGAACGAAGAGAAGAAAAAGAGAGACAGCUUCGAUGACUUUAUGCAAAACAGUAGCGGCUCGUUGUCAGAGCUGACCAACCCGAAAGUGGCUGGACUCCAAGAGACCUUUAAUUCCUCUUGGGACUCCGGUGUCGGUGUAGAUGUCACUGGCGGAAGUGGUUGGGUCAGGAUACACACCGGGAUCGAGAGCAGCCUCGUCUAUCUCACUCUGGAUACCACCGCUAGAGACGUCUGCAGGGACAUGCUGUUAGGCGACGACUUGUCUCUGUUUAUACAGUACGGAGGCGAGUCCGGAAGGAGAUUGGCUUCUCACGAGAAACCACUCGAAAUACAGGACCAAUUUCUUCAAAAGCUCGGCUACCAGGACGUAUCCAGACGGUCAAGACUCGGAGUCGAUCCUGAAUUACGACACCUCAUCGCGUUCCACGUGGGACCCGCAUCCCCCUUGCCGGAGCUUGUUGGAUACAGCCGUUGCGGGUACGCGCUCGUGUUGAAGGGGUUGGUUUUUCCCCAGUGGAAGAGGCGACCCUUGGCUGUCAUCGGAUCCAGGCUGUUCCUUUAUCCAGCCUGUCCAGAGUCUAGGCCAGAAUGGAUGGAAUUAACUGGCGGGGGUGCGGUGUGUUAUGCCCCGUCACGUCUGGGCAAACUCGUACUGCGUAUCACUGGAUUUCCAAGAGUCACUCAACAGUGUCAUCAGAGUCAACAACAAGAGGACAGUCACCAUCGCGAGACCAGGCACUUAUAUCUCGGCUUUCACCACCCCUGGGACAGAGACUUGUGGAAAAGUUGGAUUAAACAGGCUAUACAAUUGUCAACGGGUCCAAAACAGUUGGAUCUCAGUAACGGGGGCCUGUCAAGGAUUCCCGACAGUGCUAUAGCGUUCCCAGCGAUAGAAGAGCUAAUAUUGAGCCAAAAUCAACUUACGAACACGAAGAACAAUAUGAUGCUACUGCACAGGUUCCCGAAACUUCAUAUCCUCCAUCUGGAGUGCAACGAGCUGAGGAGAAUACCACGGGAAUUACUGGAGCUUACAGGGUUGACCUACCUCAAUCUCUCAGACAACAAAAUCGAGAAAAUUCCGGCCGACAUAAGCCAGCUUAUCAACCUGAAAGAGUUGAUUUUGGAUCGUAAUGGGAUCAGAGAGCUGCCGCACGAGCUCGUGGAGCUGAAGAACUUGAGAAACGUUUCCUUGGCUGGAAAUUGCCUCAGCAGUUUGCCGUCUUUUUUCAACAUGCGAGCUCUCGCGCUAACGGACGUUUUAUCGAAGGCAGACCACAGCAAAGAUUCCAAGGAUGAAAAGCAUAAUCAGAAUAAUUUGUAUAAAGUCAAUCUACGAAAUAAUCAACUCAAAGGAAACAUUAUACUUGGAAAUUACGGAAAUUUAACGCAUCUAGACGUCAGUGAAAAUAGCAUUGAAAAAUUGGACAUCAGUGCUCUUCAAGAAUUGAGGAGCGUUCGUUGCGCGCGAAAUAUUUUAACAGAACUGACGGUCUGCGGAAGAAAUAUCGUUUCUCUUAUUGCUGGAAACAACAAAUUAAAAAAGCUAACUAUCGAGCCCGUACCUGUGAAUCUUGAGCAUCUAGACGUUUCCUACAACAAUUUAGAUGCACUUCCGGAAUGGAUACCAGAUCUACCCUUAUUGCGCGCUCUUUUUGCGUCUCACAACGCUUUAACAGCCCUCCCAGACAGACUGCUAACGCAGCCGUCAAGAUUGGAAGUCCUCCACUUACCUCACAAUAGACUACAAGCCCUUCCACCACCAAGGAAACCACUAAACAUCGUUCACUUGACGCUGCAAGACAAUGCAUUAACUGCAUUACCAACGAGUUUCUUCAUCAACACCGAAAAGAUGAAGGUACUAAAUCUGUCCAAUAAUCGACUGUCAGAACUUCCACACUUGGGAGAAGGGAACAAAAAUCGUCAUACUAAUCAUAAUUUGGAGAAACUAUAUCUGACUGCAAAUUGUUUAACAGACACGGCUUUGGACACUCUUGCGAAAUUGACUUCUUUAAGGGUUCUUCAUAUAGCGUACAACACUUUGGACACGCUUCCAGAAAGCUGUAUAGUCUCUUGGGCUGAUUUAGAAGAAUUAGUAUUAUCUGGAAAUCGUCUUCAAUAUCUACCAGAUAAUGCGGCCAAUUUACGGCAUUUACGCGUGUUACGUGUCCACUCCAAUCGGCUCCUAACUUGUCCGACAUUUAAUAAAACAACAUCCUUAAAGGUAUUAGAUCUAGCUCAUAAUCAACUAGACAGGGUGAACAUGGCUACUUUAGUGCCACCACAGCUUCAAUUUCUUGACAUAUCCUGCAAUUCGAGACUUCACGUCGACCCCAGACAAUUCCAAGUAUAUAGAUCUCAACGACCAAUAUCCUUGGUUGAUGUAUCUGGACAAAAUAGACCGAGUCUACCUUCUCAUCCUCAUCAACAGGAAAUGGUUUCCGCAGAAAGGGGAUCCGAACAACCGUGGAGAUUAGGUUUCUCAGAAACAGCAGGAUCUAGAGAAAGAUUAUACGUAUCGCAAGUUCGAAUGCCAUCCUUUUGUAACGUGGAGGGCCUAUUCGGUAUAUUCGACGGCGGUUCGAACCAGGAAGCGCCAAGCGCACUCCAGGAAAUGAUCCCGCGUCUGUUACUGGAGGAGAGGACCGUACGAGAAACAUCGAAAGAAUACUUAAAAUACACGUUACUGUCUGCCCAUAGAGAGUUGAAGGAAAAGGGUCAGAAAUAUGGAAUUGACGCGACUCUGGUGCACAUUGUCAGAACUCAAUCGCAACAAGCGUACCCAAAAACAUCGACGAAAUAUUCAUUGAAGGUAGCAACUUCAGGAGAUGCAAAAGCGGUUCUCUGUAGAGCUGCUGGCCCUUUGACUUUGGCACCUCCCAAGAAAGUUCCUGUGAAAAAUCAGUUAGGCAACGCGGCAAUGUUUCCUCUGGUGGUUCCUGAUCCCACGUUUGAAGAGGUAGAUAUAGAAGAUGACGACGAAUUUGUGAUAAUCGGCAAUAGAAGAUUGUGGGAGGUGCUGAGCGUUCAGGAAGCCGUUCGAGAAGCCAGGGCGGAAGCCAGUCCUGUUUUGGCCGCUAAAAGGCUUCAAGAUCUGGCACAGGCCUAUGGUGCAGAAGACAAUUUGAGUAUCGUAGUGGUGCGACUUACAGGACCUAAUCAGGGUGAUCUAGAUCAAUUGAUGAGAGAGCUGAGACACGCGGUUGGAAAGAACAGAGGUCAAACGGAGGCAGGAUGUCCUUGUCCUUGUUGCGUGCCACUGGCUGCUCAUAAGCCACCGGGACCAUGCUGCUGUCACGCGAACGAAGGCUAUUAUUUAAACGGCGUGUUGAAAAGCAUAGUGAAUAGGUCAAACAAAGCUCACAAUGGAUCUGGUAGAUAUUUUAAGAACCGUCGAUCAACGCAGGAAAACGAAAGUCCGUCGUAUAAAGAUGACAGAAGUUCACCGAGUGGUCAAUCUGAUCAAGCUAGUGACAGUACUUUUAAAUCAAGGCAUCCUACUGGUAGAGUCUGGUCUGGAAGUGCCGCUUCCAGAGCCACGAACAAAGCUCGGCAAAGCGUUCUCGUGAAAGAAAAUGGCACGAGAAAGGUAUCCGCCUGUUUAACGGCUCAAGAGGACACGGUAUCCGAGAGAUCCGGUGCGCUAAGCGAGGAGCAAUUCCGUUGCUGGGAAUAUAUGUUGGAACAGAAUACUCAGCUCUUGUUCGACAAGGAAUUAGACACCCUAUCAAGGACUCCCCUACGACGAGGUCAAUCGAGAUCCACGCCUCAAUUAGCCGGUAAUUUGCCUUUUCUAUCAAAGAGAUUUGGAAGUGCCAGGUCCUUUAAUCCUUCCCUACCGAGGCCGCCCGUCGUUCGAUUUGGUAGCGGAAGAAGAUUACUAAACGGAGGUCCUAACGCGGCUUACUUUGGCAGCCUGCAGAGGUUGAUGCCGUAUAAUCUCGAAUACGAUUUCGCCGUCAUUCAGGAAAGAAACGGAUUAGAUUCGCUGGAACAGGACGCGACGAGGAUGCAACAAUAUUGGGGAGUGGCUACGACCGAAUUGUGAUACGCGAGUUGAGCACAGUGUUGUUGCAAUUGUGAAAUUAUAUCGUGAUGUUGAAAGGUAUGUACGUACACGCGUUAUCGUUAUUUAUGGCGGAUAUAUGGCAUUAGAAGAUAGACUUAUUUUUUAAGCAGAAAUACGAUAAAUGAAAAGCGGCAAUGAUAUGCGGCGAAUUGAUAAUACUAGAUGGUGAUUUAUGCAAGAGCUAUUAAGCUUUAGCUGAUCGUAACAAUGUGGAAAAUACUCGACAAAGAUAACAAUGUGAAAACUACUCGACAAAGAGAUUUUUCGUUAAAAAUUACAGGCUUAUUUUAUUUUCUGCUUAUCUUGUGUACGUGAAUUUUGGAUACAGAACUUAUUGGUAUCGUUGUUAUACAUUUUAAUCUGAAUUUAUUUCACAAGAUAAAUUAUAACUCAAACUUUUUUAUCAUGUUUGUUGAUAUAUACUCACUGCGUGAGCGAUUCAAGUGAUCAGUGGAGUUAUUUAUAUUCAAGAAUUGAACGAAUUAUCGCUAAAAAUGCAUAUUGAAACUUCCAUUUAUACGAUAUACGACAUGCGAUAUGUUUUGUACUGUCAAGCAGAAAAAUAAAAGGUAUUCAUAUUUGUACAGUCUUGUUGCCAAAUAUAUGUUUAUGAAUUAUAAUGUAUUUUUCUAAACAUUACAUAAAUAUAAAAAACGGUGGUUACGUGCACAUUUGUUUCAACAAACAUGUUUGUAACAAACGUGAAUGAAUAUAAAAUAUGAAAUAUCAUUACAAAUUGUGAAAAGCGCAUUAAGAUAAGCUAUCCUAAAGCAAACUGCAAGCUAAGUAUUUACAUGGGAUACAUAUGUAUGUAUAUAACUCUAUCCAAGCAACAAAUAGCGCGAUCUCACACUGUUUGUACAAAGUAUACGGUUACGUAUUAGAACGAAUUUGAAAAAUCGCUCUCUUAAAUAUCCCAUUUUUCCAUUCUCAUCCUAGACAGGCAAUUCUGUGAUUAAACAUUACUUAUCUCUAUAAAUCCAUAUUAUAUUAAACAUGAAAAAUUGUAUAACUUGAUUUUUUAAGUGCAACUUUGAUUUGUGUAAGUGAAUCAGAUUCCUAUAAUGAUUACGGUCAAGAAUAUUUUUAUACAAAUGAAAAAUGUAGCGAUUAUUGUACCUGAAGCUACCAAAUAAACGCCACAAACAACAAA
Messenger RNA from Bombus terrestris (buff-tailed bumblebee), 7885 nucleotides. It is a transcript of the gene Phlpp, whose product is annotated as PH domain leucine-rich repeat-containing protein phosphatase 2. The transcript has 18 exons. Bases 1045 to 6711 code for a protein of 1888 amino acids. NCBI's taxonomy places the organism in Eukaryota, Metazoa, Arthropoda, Insecta, Hymenoptera, Apidae. The record is from RefSeq and is a predicted model, not a curated record. Gene Ontology annotation, molecular function: protein binding. Gene Ontology annotation, cellular component: extracellular matrix.